This is a messenger RNA of Chrysemys picta bellii (western painted turtle), 3974 nucleotides long. RefSeq names its product outer dense fiber of sperm tails 2 like (gene ODF2L). Gene Ontology annotation, biological process: negative regulation of cilium assembly. The record is from RefSeq and is a predicted model, not a curated record. Gene Ontology annotation, cellular component: ciliary basal body; centrosome. Lineage: Eukaryota; Metazoa; Chordata; Testudines; Emydidae.
GCGGCGCUGCUUGGCGGCUCAGGGUCGUGGCCGGUAGCGGCGGGGCAGCGCUGGGGGAAGGUGCCUGGGCACUGCCCGGGGCAAGGGGAGCUGCUUGGCGGUGACCUGUAGCGCCGGUGUAGUGCCUGCCCCUUUCCCGUCCCCUCCCACUCAGGGUGGGGGAUCUUGCGGCCAGGCUUUGCCCUGGCGGGCCUCCCUCCCUACCCUUUAUGUCAGUUACAGUCAGUAGCCCUCCGUUUUGGGGGGUUAUUUAACUUUUGUGCAAUGAAUGUGUGAGUGGUCGGGGCCAAGUAAACAAUAAGUGCUAAAUAAAUAUCCUUGCAACCCAUGUUUACUAAGUAUUGACUCUGGCCAGUAAUUUCACUCAGGGUCAUUUGGAAACCUCAUUCUUGUUGUGGGUCUAGGUUGUGUUCAUCCUGCUUUUUGUUGCAUUUUAUAUUUGACUGAACUGAGAAUUAAGACAGAAUGUUGUCAUCUGUGCACAGACAAGAUAACGAUAUUCCAUCAGAGCUGCAUGUUCAACAAAAGUUGCCUUCUCCUGAUGUUGCUGAGUUUUCAGCAUGCAUGGAGGAGGAAACCUUGAAGCAGAAUUGGAGUUCAUUUACCAAAGUUAUGGAUAAACAUCAGACCAAGCUGAAAGAACUGUCACCACAGCUCAAAAGCAGAUCACAGGAAAACUUCCUAGAACAAAACCUGAGUGAAAGUGAAAUGAGAUGGUUGAAAGAAGAUGAAAUUGCCACAUUACAAGAAAAGAUUCUUGAAGCAGAGAUGGCAAUCAGUUCAACAGAAAUGUUUUUGCCUUCAUUUAAAGUCACUAUUGCUGGAAUGACAAAUGUGUGUAACCUUUCUACAUCAGAUAUGAUUAAGAUUUCUAAACAAGAGGAUUUACUGAUAAAGGAACUAGAGACUCUCAAACACAUAAAAGGAUUAUUACUACACCUACUUAGAACAACAGAGCAUAAAGAAAUAAGCAGUAAACAAAUUGACAUUUUGAUGCAGAAGUUAACUGAAAGUGAAACUGAAAAUGAUGGUCUCAGAAAAGAAACACUUGAAACAGAGAAGCAUAUUGUAGAGCUUUCUUCUCAGCUUCAACAGGAAAAAGCAAAUGCACUAAAAGCAGAUCACCUAUCAAAGUCAGUAGAAGCUGUACAAGCCCACCUGCAAUGCCAGAUUCAAAAAAAGGAGGCUGAGAAUGAUCAGUUGAAAGCAAAAAUACAGACUCUGGAAAAGAAAAUAACUGAGUGGAAGCUUCAAAUUGGAAAACACAAGCACCAAAUUUUAGCUGUAAAGGAAACAAAUGAGCAAAAGAAGAAAGCUCUGAAAAAAGCAACCAGAGCCCAGAAACAAAGAGCUGAAUGUUUUGAAGCAUCCAUUGAAAAACUAACUUCCAAAAUUAGAAAGAGGGAAGUCAAAUUGUCUGAAGUACUUUCAGCUUCCAGUGUCUGGAAAAAUCAUCAUGAGAAGGCUGUAGAAGAAAAGACUCGGUUAGAGGUUCAAUUUGAAACUCUGAAGAAACAGAUCACAAACCUUUUGGAGGACAUGAAAAAAAUACAAGAUCGUGGAAGAAAUUCAAAUGAAGAAAUCCAUGGAAAGCUUAAUUCUAUCAGUUCAGAAAGUGCAAAUAUUCGUCUUGACAAUGCAAAAUUAAAGGCUUUACUUGCUGCUUUGGAAGACAACACUGUUUCGGCUGAAGCUGAACUUUUAAACCUGCAAGAAAAAGUAAAGCAGCAGGAAAACCUUGCUGAACAGUAUAAAACUCAGGUACAAAAAUUACAAACAGAAGCAGAAGAACUGAAAGCCAGAUACAAAAAAGUGUUAAAUGAAAACAAAAUAAUAACAGAAGCCAAAGAUUUAGAGAUAAGUGAGGUGAGGAGCCAGAUACAGGCUCAAUUGAAGGAGUUAGAACAUGUUCGUGACUUACUGAAAGUAGCUGAAGAGAGGCUGCAGGAGUAUCAGGAAAAUCUGUUGUCCUACAAAAGGAGUUAUGCAGACAAAUCCAAAACCAUUAGGGAGCUACAGGUUCAGAUGGAUGACAACAACAGGUUCUUGAGAAACCAUUCUUUGGAAGAGGAAAACUGUAACAUUCAGAAGAAAUAUGAAUAUCUUAAAAGACAGUUAGAAAAGAUGGAAGUACAAAAUGAAGAACUUGCACAUCAGCUGGCAAACCAAGAGGAGAGUCUUCAGCACAGUGAAUUGCAGCUUAAAGAGAAAUUAGCAGAAUAUGAUGCUUUAGCCAGACAGUUGGAGGCUGCUUUGGAAGAAGGCAGAAAAAAGGAGUCUGAAGAGGUGGAAAAAAUGUCAUCCAAGGAGAGAGCUCUUCAGACAAAAAUAUUGACUCUGGAAACUGAAUUGAGAGAGAGACGAGAGGAGCAAAAGCGACUUGUCUGCAAAUUAAACAAUAGAGAGAAACGUCAGGAAGUAUGUUUGAAAGAAUUAGAGCACAAUCUACAAAAAUCAGAAAACCAGAACCACAGCAUCCACAAUUAUGUACAGUUCUUGAAAAACUCAUAUGUAACAAUGUUUGGCUGAAUUCUUUAAUUUAGAAUAUUUUAAAUAAUAAGGGCAGAAUCUUGGAAGGCGUUGAGUGUCCUUAACUCUCAGUGAAGUCAGUGGAAGCUGAGGACACUUUGGAUUGAACCCUGUAUCAUUAGGGCUUCAUAGCGAAACUCUCGCUCCAAGUUUUGCAGAAUUGAGCCUACCCUGAUGUAUAUACACUGGUUGAUCAUGUUCUGAAUGUUUACAUGGCAUUACUAAUCUAAAAAUGGCAUUACUAAUCUUCAUUUCUUGAACAAUAGUGAAGGAAAAACUGCGCAAUCUCCAUGAAAGAUAUGUGUUCCUGUUAUUCAAUGUACUUCCAUUGCUGUAGAAAUCUCACUGGAUUCAAUUUGCAUUCCAACUACCAUGAUAGUAAUAGAAAUACUAUUCUUAAUAUUUUGUAAAUGUAAUAUAUAAUUGAAAGAAAAUCCAUUCAAAUUAUUAUAUGGCGGCACUAAAUGUGGUGACAAUCCUCCUGAUAAUGGCCCCAAUUCAACAAGGUAUUUAAGAAUAUCCCUAAUUUUAAGCACAUUAGUAAUUCAUUUGAAGUCAAUGGGAUUACUCAUGUGCCUAAAACAAACCACAUGCCUAAGUACCUAGCUGAACUGGGGCCAGUAUGAAGGAAAAUCCUGAUUAUGUAAGUUGGUUUUCUAUAGCAAUAGUAUAAAAUAUUCUUACAGAAUUGUGAUAUAGUUUUUAAAGGAUAACAGAUUCAGAUAACAUUGAAACAUCUCAAUAUAUAAAUUUUAAGUGUAUAUUAAAUAUCCUAUAAAUGUCUUUUAUAUAAAAAUAUAACUGAUGUUACUUAUUUUGUUUUACAUGCACGUGUUUUAACGAUCAUCUUUUCUCAACAUAUAACAAACUACUAGCAAUGAAAUAUUUAUUGGUGCAUCAGUGUUUUCUCUUUUACUUUGCAAUUAGGUAUCCAUAUCAACAAGCUAAUAGUAUAUGAAGUAUUAUUCUGUUGGUUUACACUCUACACUUUUUUUUUUUAAGAAAACUAUGAUUUAAGUAUAUUUGAUUAUUGUGACACUAGCACAUUACUUUCUGUUACAAUUUUUUGGUUCCCUGCCUUAAAAAAAACAACACUAAAUUUUCUUUUGAUUAGGUUUAACUUCUUCCUCCACCACUUCAGAAUUUACCUGUUUAGUGAUACUGAACGAUCAUAACCUUUUUAAAAAAUCAUGAAUGAAGAAACAUCAAGAUAUGCAGAAGUAAAACCUUGAAUCCAGUACCAGGUUUACUUUUAAAAGCCUAGCACAGUCCAAUUAAACAAUUUGUUAGUCUCUAAGGUGCCACAAGUACUCCUGUUCUUCUUUUUGCGGAUACAGACUAACACGGCUGUUACUCUGAAACUUGUCAUGAAGGUCACUGUAGUAAGUGUAGGCUUCUUAUUUGAUAAAUGGUUUAAGAAUUUCCAAUAAAUUGCUUUUAACCUA